AUGGCAGAUGUUGGAGUAGAAAUAUUUUUGGAUAGUGUGUCUCUACAACCAUUCACUAAAGAAGAAUGGAGAUCACAUCAACAAGCCAACAUUGAAAAGAAUAGAAAAGGGAAUGUUACUGUGCAUGUUGUAGACAGUGAAGGGAAUCCUGUGAAGGGAGCCAAAAUCAUGAUAAACCAAAUCAAGAGGGAGUUUCCCUUUGGAUCAGCCAUAGCUAAAACCAUCCUGGCUAAUGAUACUUAUCAGAAAUGGUUUGAGCGAUUUAAUGUGGCAACUUUUGAGAAUGAGUUAAAAUGGUAUAGUACAGAGAAUCAACAAGGAUAUCUCAACUACAAAGAUGCAGAUGCUUUGGUAGAAUUUUGCAAUUCUAAUAACAUAUCCAUGCGAGGGCAUAAUAUCUUUUGGGAGGACCCAAAGUACACUCCUCAAUGGGUUAAGGAUUUGCCUGAUACACAACAACUACAAAGUGCAGUGGAGUCUCGAAUUCGAUCCCUAGUGGGUCGUUAUAAAGGUCAAUUUUUAAAUUGGGAUGUGAGCAAUGAGAUGCUUCAUUUCUCCUUCUUUGAAAAUAAGCUAGGACCUAAUGCGUCACUUGAGUUCUUCAAACUUGCUCAAGAAUUGGACCCCACAACACCUAUGUUCAUGAAUGAUUAUAACACCAUUGAGACUUGCAAUGAUAUCAUGGCUAUUCCAGAUGAAUAUCUAAGAAAAUUGCAAGACAUAUCAAGCCUAGGGGUGAUGACAGGAAUUGGUUUGGAAUCUCAUUUUGGAAAGGCAAACAUUCCUUUGAUGCGUUCAAUUUUGGAUAGAUUGGGGUCUAUAGGGUUACCUAUUUGGCUUACAGAAGUGGAUAUACAAAAUUCUUUAGGUGGUGAUAAACAAGUAGAGUACUUAGAAGAAGUGCUAAGAGAAGGAUAUUCACAUCAAUUUGUGGAUGGGAUUGUGAUGUGGUCAGCAUUGCAUCCAUAUGGGUGUUACCAAAUGUGUUUAACAGAUAACAAUUUCAACAAUUUAGCCACUGAAAAUGUUGUGGACAAGUUGAUAGAAGAGUGGAACAAUGAAAGCAUUGAAGGAAUCACUGAUGAAAAUGGUGAAUUAAAUUUUUUUGGAUUUCGGGCAUAUUAUAAAGCCAUUGUAAUGCAUUUAGAGCUUAACAAUUCUACUACUUUUAAAGUGAGUAGGGUUUCAAUGACCACAUAUCAAUCGCGACAAAUCUAUAUUGUAAUAUGA
Messenger RNA from Cryptomeria japonica (Japanese cedar), 1230 nucleotides. RefSeq names its product endo-1,4-beta-xylanase 5-like. The coding region runs from base 1 to 1230 and encodes 409 amino acids. Lineage: Eukaryota; Viridiplantae; Streptophyta; Pinopsida; Cupressales; Cupressaceae. Gene Ontology annotation, molecular function: hydrolase activity, hydrolyzing O-glycosyl compounds. Gene Ontology annotation, biological process: carbohydrate metabolic process. The record is from RefSeq and is a predicted model, not a curated record. The transcript is spliced from 5 exons.